AUGCGAGCUUCAUUCAUUCCGGUUUUAGUGGCAGCUGGUGCAGCUCUGGUGGAGUCUAAAUGCAACAAAGUGUGUGUUGUGGAUGACUGUCUUGGAAUCCUGAAAUCCUCGGAGGUUGAGGCUCGCGCCAGCCCUUUCUGCUCGGCAUGGCUGCAACCAAAGGUUACGAAAUCCGUCACUGCUACCGAGACCUCGUCGGGGACAGUCACGAAGUCCCUAGAGGCGUCUACGGAGACAUCCACCAUCCGUCAAACCAGCGUGACUAGCAUCAUCAACACUUUCACGUCCUACUCGCCUGAGCCCACAGUGACGGUCACUAGCACGUCAACCUCGUACGAGGAUGUUCAGACAAUUGCUCCUGGGCAGGCUUUGAAAAGGAGAUCUGGGCUGGGCGAAUUCCCUGGUCUCGAGGCUUUUGGUGACGCCAAGAUCAGCUCGGCGUGUUCAUGCAUCGUUUCGAUUCCCUCGCCGACGACAACCGUUACUCAGACUGUUGCAACAACCACGGCCGUUGUCCUGGCCACUUAUACCGCCUCUGCCUCGGAAGUCGUUGUCUCUGUGACGGAGACUGUUGUGGCUACCACCGAGAUUGACACCACAGUUGUGUCGCCCGCGACAAGCACGGCGACGGCUACCGUUGUAGACAUCGAGCCCAUGGUCUCAAGCUCGGCCUGUUCUGCAUGUAAUCCCGGCCCUGGCCUUACUCGGUCUAUCCUACGCAUCGAGGGCGCGACCGAUACCAUCUAUGAGGGCUGCAUAUACUCGGGUCCCUGCACGGUAACAACACCUAGCGGCGGUCAGCACCUCUGUGACAGCACGAACAACGGAGCCAACCCCAGCCCUAACGACACACCAACCUGCGACAUCAAGACUGCGGGCGAUACUUGCGGCUUUGGCUUUGAUGGCACCUGGAGCUCAUCCUUCCAGGAUUACUUCAUUACCAGCAUCGGUACAACGACUCAGACGGGCUCUCAGUUCUGGGGUCUCUUGCAAAACUAUCAGUUCACGCCAGUUGGUGGAUGCCAGUUUGCCGUCUCGGUGGGGGAUGAGAUCCUGUGGGCGUAUGAUGCAUUCAACAAGAACUAUUUCCUCAAGACUACUGCUAGUGCGACGGAGACAACCGUGGGCAGUCCUGUAACGGUCACUGUGGUUGACGGAAUGACAGGCUCAAUAGUGCCUGGCGCCCAGAUAGCCAAUGUGGUCACUGACACGAACGGCCAGGCGACGCUGCUGUUUACCAGGAAGGGGACUUUCAGCUUGAAGGCUACGAGGGCGGACUCCAUCAGAAGUAAUGCUGUCAUUAUCACUGUAAAAUAG
Messenger RNA from Neoarthrinium moseri, 1317 nucleotides. RefSeq lists its product as uncharacterized. The transcript has a single exon. The record is from RefSeq and is a predicted model, not a curated record. Lineage: Eukaryota; Fungi; Ascomycota; Sordariomycetes; Amphisphaeriales; Apiosporaceae. Bases 1 to 1317 code for a protein of 438 amino acids.